GAGCCCCCUCUCCGCUAGAAAGCUUUCUCAGCGGAGCGCGGCGAGCGCGUCAAGCGGGUCUAGCGAAGCAAAAUGGCUGCCCCCAGUGCUGCUGGCCCGUCAACGAGCUCGUUGGAAUCGCGAGGUGCAAAACGCAAACCUAGAGUACACUUUAGAAGACACGAGGAUCUUCUUCUACUUCGGGAGGUUGUGGCGAUAAAUCCAUUUCAGAACCCUGCCAUGUGGGAAACACUUCUCACGAACGUGAUCGCAGUCCUGCGCAGGGACGUCUCGCUUCGUGCGAUCAAAGAUCGCGUGGAGCUGCUAGUCGGCUACUUCAGACAGGACGACCGAGAGAACCUGCGGAAGUCCGGCACCGAGGAACAGUACGAUGAGCUGCAGCGGCUGCUGCAAGAAGUCUCUGACUUGGCGCGGGAAUUCAAUUAUGUGAUGAAAAUAAAACCGAGGAAACGAAAAGGGGUCGCGGAGGUGCGACGGCAGCAGGGACCGUCAGCUGCUGCCAAGGCAACUACCAGUGCGCAGCGUAUGAGAGACGCCGCUGCCGAGACCCUCGCAUCGCAGUCCAGCCAUGUCGUGGACAGAGAGUUGAACGAAAUCGAGUCGCCAGCUGCAGAGCUGCUCUGCGGCAUCUAUUCUGUCGAGUCACACUCUCCAGUAUACGAAUGCCCUAUGCCGAAUUCCCCUGCACCUCCGGACGCCAGGCCAGUGGAGGAUGCCUCGGAUGACGGCAAUAUCGGAACACCUGAGCAGCAACCUCAACGCAAGCGACAGUGCGUUCCAGGAACUGCACGAGGAAUCCGAGCAUUACAAGAGCUUGGAUUGGAGCUCCUGGCCAGACGGGAGGAGCACGAGUUUUCUGUCCGCAAAGAAGAACUGGCCCUGGCACAGCGUAGGCUAGAGUAUGACGAAAGGAAGCUUGCUUUCGAAGAAGAAAAGCACAGAUGUGGCCAAAAAUAUGUCUAUCCCUUUGGAUACCCAUAUUCUUCUCAUUGUGUACGGUAUGAAGUGCAGCGUCGAGCUGAAGAAAGAGAGCAGCUUUUGGAACGACUGGAAAACCUCGAGAGACGUGUCGAUAAAGAAAAUCGCCCGAGCCUGUGAUAAAAGUUUGUUUAGCUUUGAGCACAAUAAAUUGUUUUACAAUAUAAAGUACACAGAGUCCAUGUGCUGUGACC
This is a messenger RNA of Dermacentor andersoni, 1172 nucleotides long. RefSeq lists its product as uncharacterized. The record is from RefSeq and is a predicted model, not a curated record. Lineage: Eukaryota; Metazoa; Arthropoda; Arachnida; Ixodida; Ixodidae.